AUGGUGUUCAAGCCUCUCACCAUCGCUGCGGCAGUAGCCGGCCUCACUCCUUUUGUGUCUGCUUUCGAUGCCCAGGCAAAGUCCAACGUUGCCGUCUACUACGGUCAAGGAUAUGGUCAACAAAGAUUGAGCCACUUCUGCCAGGAAACUUCGUUGGAUAUUAUCAACCUUGGCUUCAUCAAUACUUUCCCGGACCAGGGACCUGCCGGGUGGCCGGGUAGCAACUUCGGCAAUCAGUGUGAUGGCCUAACAUAUGAAGUUGACGGCGUCUCAACGGAGCUUCUUUCUGGUUGUCACCAAAUUGCAGAAGAUAUUCCCAUCUGCCAGGAAGCAGGAAAGAAGGUUUUCCUGUCCCUCGGUGGUGCCUCUCCCGAUAACCAGCAGAUUUUGUCAGAUGCCUCUGCUGUCCAAUUCGCCGAUUUCCUCUGGGGUGCCUUCGGUCCGCAGACGGAGGAAUGGGUGUCGAAUGAUGGCCCUCGUCCUUUUGGUGACGUUGUUGUCGAUGGGUUCGAUUUCGACAUCGAGCACAACGGCGGUUUUGGAUAUGCGACUAUGGUCAAUCGGUUCAGAGAGCUUUACGCCUUGGUCCCGGAGCGUACCUUUUACAUCUCUGGUGCCCCCCAAUGCCCGAUACCCGACCCUCAACUCAGUGAUGCGAUUGCCCAAUCCCCCUUUGACUUCGUUUGGGUGCAAUUCUAUAACACUGCUGGCUGUGCCGCUAGUGACUCUAUCAAUGGUGUCAGCACCGGCUUCAACUUUGACGACUGGGUGGAUGUCAUCAAGCGUGGAGCCAACCCGGACGCAAAGCUCUAUGUGGGAUUGCCUGCCGGUCCCGCUGCAGCAGGAACUGGAUACUACCUGACCCCGGAGGAAGUCUAUCCUCUGGUGAAUGUGUAUAUGAACCUCUACCCGGAGACGUUUGGAGGUAUCAUGCUUUGGGAAGCAACGGCUUCGGAUGAGAAUACGUUCAAUGGGCUCACAUUUGCCGACUUAAUCAAAGACAUCCUGGUUGCAGUUGAUCCUUCGCCACCGGUUCCCAGCCCUUCGUCUAGCAGUGCUAUCGCCUCAAGCACACCUGCGGUGUCGAGUACCCCUGUUUCAUCAAGCGCUCCUGCUUCAUUCACCUCGACUCCAUCAAGCAGUCCAGUUCCGUCAAGCUCUGCUGUUUCCACUCCCGCGGUUCCGAGUACAACCGAGUCUUCAAGUACUCCUGUGGUGUCAAGCAGCGUCUCUGCGUCAAGUAGCCCUAUCGCAUCAAGCCCUGUGGCGUCCAGCUCUUCAGUUCCAUCCAGCACUGCUAUUGCCUCCAGCACUCCAGUGGCAAGCAGCGCGCCCGUGACCACCAGUGCCGCUGGUGCUUCCAGCUCACCGAUUGUCCCCAGCUCCCCGGUUGCCUCUAGCCCUGCUGUUCCCUCCAGCUCUGCUGUUACAUCUAACACUCCCGUGGCCACCAGCUCUGUUGUUGCCUCCAGCUCUCCUAUUGUGUCAAGCAAACCGGCGGCAUCUAGCCCAGCUAUCAUUUCCAGCACCCCGGCGGUCAGCACCCCUGUGGCAUCCAGCGCUCCCGCUGUCUCUAGCUCUACUACUGCAUCUGGAUCCGCUAUUGCGUCCAGCUCUGCUAUUGCGUCCAGCUCUGCUAUUGCGUCCAGCUCUGCUAUUGCGUCCAGCUCUGCUAUUGCGUCCAGCUCUGCUAUUGCGUCCAGCUCUGCUAUUGCGUCCAGCUCUGCUAUUGCGUCCAGCUCUGCUAUUGCGUCCAGCUCUGCUAUUGCGUCCAGCUCUGCUAUUGCGUCCAGCUCUGCUAUUGCGUCCAGCUCUGCUAUUGCGUCCAGCUCUGCUAUUGCGUCCAGCUCUGCUAUUGUGUCUAGCAAGCCAGCAGCAUCUAGCUCUGCCAUUGUUUCCAGUACUCCGGCGGUCAGCACCCCUGUGGCGUCCAGCACUCCCGUUGUCUCUAGCUCUGCUAUUGCAUCCAGCUCCCCUGUUGUGUCAAGCACCCCUGCGGUAUCAAGCAGCCCUGCUGUCUCGACUUCUCCUGUGAUAUCGAGCACUCCUGCCAUGUCAAGCAGCCCGUCUGCAUCAAGCACCCCCAUCAUUCCAAGCUCGGCUGCCAGUUCUGUUGUUGCAUCGAGCUCUCCCAUUCCUUCGAGCUCCAUUGUAAGGUCGAGCACUCUGCUUCAUUCCAGCUCAUCGGCCCUGUCGAGCACUCACACCUUCAGCAACCCUGUGGUGCCAAGCAGCUCAGCCAUUUCCCUCACUCCUUCAAGCACGCCUGUCCGUUCAACUUCAUCUGUUGCCUCAGGAAAGUCAUCCAGUGUUCCUGUUAUUUCAAAGCCAUCCUCCACGAUCAUUGCGACUUUCACCAGUUCUUCUGGGUCAUUGCCCUCUUCCAGCACUCCCGCUGGGACCGGGGUUCCAUCAUCUACCCUGUCACAUCCGUCUAGCACACCGUUACUGUCAAGCUCACCUGUCAGCUCUGCCGAGCCGGUCUCUUCAAGUUCUGCUGUAGGAUCCAGCGUGGGUUCCUCGUCCAGUGUGGUCCCUGGAAUGUCGACCAGGUCAAGCUUCUCAGUUGUUCCCUCUGGUACGCCCAUCGCAUCUGUUUCGGGAACAACAAUCGUGUCUGCUACUUCCUCGUCAAGCGGACCGGGCAGUCCCACCGUGUCAAGCUCCAUCAACACGUCGAGCACAGAUGCUUCAACACGCACUUCUGCUUCUUCUGUGGAGUCUACCUCCUCGGGAUCGGUGGUUACAUCGGUGACCUCAUCCGGCGCCCCUCAUGCGUCAAGCUCCACCAGCUCCGUUGUUACCACCAUCCCAUCGGUGCCUUCUGACAGCCCGUCCUCGUCUGGUAGUGAAGUAACGUCGAGCACCGAGUCUGCUAGCUCAGCAUCAGGCCAGACUGGAGCGGAAACAACUUCCGCUUCUUCGGGCAGCCCGGGAGCAGCCAGCACCUCAACCUCCGGUGCCGCUGCAAAUGGCUCGGGUGCUCAGGACAGCACAAAGUCUACUGAUCACGCCAGCACCUUUUCCUCGUCGUACUCGACUCCCUUGGGCAGCGCUUCAAGACAAACAGACGGCGCAACUACCGUUCCAACUGGUGUACCAACCGGCAACGGUAAUGGACUCGCUCCGAUUACUUCCAGCAUCACAUCUGCCCCGGCGGUACCUUCGGUCACGUCCAGCGGCUCGGAGCCCACCAUCACUACCACGGUCAUUGUGACUUCUUACAUUGACAUCUGCCCCGAAGGGUUCACCACGAUCACCACGACUUAUACUACUACUUACUGUCCUGCAACGGCGUCUGCCACAGCCACCGUCACCAACCCUCCCGGCGCUCCAGCGCAGACCACUAGUCCCAGUGUCCCUGAGGGCUGGACGACGACUGUGACCGUAUGCACUCACUGCGCUCCCACACCGACUACUGUCACUCUUACUUUGCCGGCCACCAAUCGGCCGUCAGGGCUGGCAUCCUCGACCAGCGCACCGAACUCUCCUGAAGACUGGACCACCACGGUCAGUGUCUGCACCGACUGUGGUCCUACACCUACCACGGUCACGGUCACGGUUCCCGUCAGCGCUGCCACAGGUGUUGAUGCGUUGACUGCCAAUCCUUCUGGUAGUCAGUCUACCGGAGAGAGCUUGCCCGGCCAAAGUGCCCCUACAGCCCCUACAGCUCCCGCGUCAACAGCCCCCACCACGACUGCGACGGUCAUUGUGGCCCCGAGCCAAUCGUCAACCAGCCAGCCGGUAAUUCUUGGAACCGGCAGCGUCCGUGCCUCAUCGACCUUCCAUAUCCAGCCAUCCCAGAGCGGAUCCCGAGUGCCUGUGGCUCCCAGCGGCACGGCCGCCGGCGUGUCGCCCGUAUUCACGGGCGCGGCUUCACGGGUGUCACAACUGCAACACGGUGCAGGUGCAGUGUCAGCGUUUGCGCUGUUCCUCUUGGCAGCCAUCUAG
Messenger RNA from Aspergillus tubingensis, 3951 nucleotides. RefSeq names its product class III chitinase ChiA1 (gene chiA1). Gene Ontology annotation, molecular function: chitinase activity. The coding region runs from base 1 to 3951 and encodes 1316 amino acids. Gene Ontology annotation, biological process: carbohydrate metabolic process. The record is from RefSeq and is a predicted model, not a curated record. Lineage: Eukaryota; Fungi; Ascomycota; Eurotiomycetes; Eurotiales; Aspergillaceae. Gene Ontology annotation, cellular component: extracellular region. The transcript is spliced from 3 exons.